This is a messenger RNA of Octodon degus (degu), 3411 nucleotides long. It is a transcript of the gene Strip1, whose product is annotated as striatin interacting protein 1. The record is from RefSeq and is a predicted model, not a curated record. The transcript is spliced from 21 exons. Gene Ontology annotation, biological process: cytoskeleton organization. Gene Ontology annotation, cellular component: cytosol. NCBI's taxonomy places the organism in Eukaryota, Metazoa, Chordata, Mammalia, Rodentia, Octodontidae. The coding region runs from base 32 to 2545 and encodes 837 amino acids.
GGAGUUGAGCUGGGGGUGUGGAGCAGCCAAGAUGGAGCCGGCAGCCGGUGGUUUGGGCCCGCUGAUUGUGAACAACAAGCAGCCCCAGCCGCCGCCACCUCCUCCGCCCGCAGCAGCACAGCCGCCACCCGGGGCACCGCGGGCCGGCGGGGGCCUCCUGCCCGGGGGCAAAGCCCGAGAGUUCAACCGCAAUCAGCGCAAAGACUCGGAGGGCUAUUCCGAGUCUCCAGACCUCGAGUUUGAAUAUGCUGACACAGACAAGUGGGCCGCGGAGCUCUCAGAGCUGUACAGCUACACGGAAGGGCCAGAAUUCCUCAUGAAUCGAAAAUGCUUUGAGGAGGACUUCCGGAUCCAUGUGACAGACAAGAAGUGGACCGAGCUGGAUACCAACCAACACCGUACCCAUGCCAUGAGGCUCCUGGAUGGCUUAGAAGUCACUGCCAGGGAAAAGAGACUCAAGGUGGCCCGAGCAAUUCUCUAUGUUGCCCAAGGCACCUUUGGGGAGUGCAGCUCAGAGGCAGAGGUGCAGCUCUGGAUGCGCUACAACGUCUUUCUGCUCCUGGAGGUGGGCACGUUCAAUGCUCUGGUGGAUCUUCUGAACAUGGAAAUAGACAACAGUGCCGCGUGCAGCAGUGCAGUGAGGAAGCCUGCCAUCUCCCUGGCCGACAGCACAGACCUGAGGGUUCUGCUCAACAUCAUGUACCUGAUUGUGGAGACUGUGCACCAGGAGUGUGAGGGUGACAAGGCCGAGUGGAGGACGAUGCGACAGACCUUCCGUGCUGAGCUGGGCUCACCACUGUACAACAACGAGCCAUUUGCCAUCAUGCUGUUUGGGAUGGUGACCAAAUUUUGCAGCGGCCAUGCCCCCCACUUCCCUAUGAAGAAGGUUCUCUUGCUUCUCUGGAAGACAGUGUUGUGCACGCUCGGUGGCUUCGAAGAGCUGCAGAGUAUGAAGGCUGAGAAGCGCGCCCUCCUGGGCCUUCCCCCCCUGCCUGAGGACAGCAUCAAAGUGAUCCGCAACAUGAGGGCCGCCUCCCCGCCCGCAUCCGCAUCAGACCUCAUUGAACAGCAGCAGAAGCGUGGCCGCCGGGAGCACAAGGCGCUGAUAAAGCAGGAUAAUUUAGAUGCCUUCAACGAGCGGGAUCCCUACAAAGCUGAUGACUCUCGAGAAGAGGAGGAAGAGAGUGACGAUGACAACAGUUUGGAGGGGGAGACAUUCCCGCUUGAGCGUGAUGAGGUGAUGCCUCCGCCUCUACAGCACCCCCAAACGGACAGGCUCACCUGCCCGAAGGGGCUUCCAUGGGCUCCCAAGGUCAGGGAGAAGGACAUCGAGAUGUUCCUCGAGUCCAGCCGCAGCAAGUUCAUAGGUUACACUCUGGGCAGUGACACUAACACCGUGGUCGGGCUGCCCAGGCCAAUCCACGAAAGCAUCAAGACUCUGAAGCAGCACAAGUACACAUCAAUUGCGGAGGUCCAGGCGCAGAUGGAGGAGGAGUACCUUCGCUCUCCGCUCUCGGGUGGAGAAGAGGAAGUUGAGCAGGUCCCUGCAGAAACCCUCUACCAAGGCCUGCUUCCCAGCCUGCCUCAGUACAUGAUUGCCCUCCUGAAGAUCCUGCUGGCUGCAGCCCCCACCUCAAAAGCCAAAACAGACUCAAUCAAUAUCCUAGCGGACGUCCUCCCGGAAGAGAUGCCCACCACAGUGUUGCAGAGCAUGAAGUUGGGAGUGGAUGUGAACCGCCACAAGGAGGUCAUUGUUAAGGCCAUCUCUGCGGUGCUGCUGCUGCUGCUGAAGCACUUUAAGUUGAACCACAUCUACCAGUUUGAGUACAUGGCUCAGCACCUGGUGUUUGCCAACUGCAUCCCUUUGAUCCUAAAGUUCUUCAAUCAAAACAUCAUGUCCUAUAUCACCGCCAAGAACAGCAUCUCUGUUCUGGAUUAUCCGCACUGCGUGGUCAAUGAGCUGCCAGAGCUGACUGCGGAGAGUCUGGAAGCAGGUGACAACAACCAGUUUUGUUGGAGGAACCUCUUCUCUUGUAUCAAUCUGCUUCGGAUCUUGAACAAGUUGACAAAAUGGAAGCAUUCCAGGACAAUGAUGCUCGUGGUGUUCAAGUCAGCACCCAUCUUGAAGCGGGCGCUCAAGGUGAAGCAAGCCACGAUGCAGCUGUACGUGCUGAAGCUGCUCAAGGUGCAGACCAAGUACUUGGGGCGGCAGUGGCGCAAGAGCAACAUGAAGACCAUGUCUGCCAUCUACCAGAAAGUGCGGCAUCGGCUGAACGACGACUGGGCAUAUGGCAACGAUCUUGAUGCCCGGCCUUGGGACUUCCAGGCAGAGGAAUGUGCCCUCCGCGCCAGCAUCGAGCGCUUCAAUGCCCGGCGCUACGACCAGGCCCACAGCAACCCUGACUUCCUGCCGGUGGACAACUGCUUGCAGAGUGUCCUCGGCCAAAGGGUCGAUCUUCCUGAGGACUUCCAGAUGAACUACGACCUCUGGUUAGAAAGAGAGGUCUUCUCUAAGCCCAUUUCCUGGGAAGAGCUGCUGCAGUGAGGCUAGUAGGCACGAAACAGAUGGCAAGAAGGGGCGAUCUCCUGCCGGAGGGACUGCCCGGAGGUUGCUGCAGUGCUCCCGUACUCCUCCAGGUGGCAGCACGGCCCCGCGGUGUCCUCCACAGCCCGCGGUCCGCGGGUGAGCCCUUGUUGGCUGGCCUCUGGUUCCGCUCCACGUGCGACCCCGGAGCAGUCGUCCUCUGCUCGGGAUCCACUCUUCUCCACUCCUCCCAAACGUCGUCCUCCCGCGGUGGAUGUGGCGGGUUGCAGCUCACCUCAGUCAGUCCGGGGCUGGGAAAAGCUGGGCCGAGCAGGGUGUUCCUUCUCGCACAUCUGCAUUUCAGCUUCACGCCGACUUCGGGGUUGCACAGCGCUGGCACGUCAGCGGGCCAAGACAGAGGACCUAGGGUUAGCGCCGCGACUGGCAAGCUGGCGUCUUGGUUGUACUUUGGGGGUUUCUGAACCGUUCCAGCCCCCUGCUGAAUUUCAUCCAGAAGCAGCCGUAAUGGCUGCUGCAGCAGCAGCUCUUUGGCUUUGGAAGAGGUCGGAACAGGGAGCGAGGCUUCCCUUAAGCAGGGGUGCCAGUGUCCUUUGGGUUUGCAGGGGCCUGUAAAUAGCUCUACAUUAAUCUGUAUGUGGUCGUUUGUGUCUUGUUGGGAUUUUUAUGUGUUUGUGUAUUCUGUUUACAUUAAAAGGGAGCAAAAACAAUCCCUGUUUCCCUUGCCUUCAGGAAAUAUGGACUUUAUGGACUUAGAAUCUCUAGUUCUCAGAAGUUGGUUUUCCCACCAGCGUUGAUAGGUUGACAACUUGUCUUCUGCAAGUCUUGGGGGGAGAAGUGGAAAUGUUGACGCCUGUCCAAAGGGUCCU